AAUUUUUUUAUUGGAGAGGAGAAUGAAAAAAAAAGAAAAAGAAAAUAAAAAAAAGAAAAAAAAAAGAAUGUGAUCCGUUUUUUUUCUCUUUAUUAUCACAAAAAAAAAACUCCAAAAUGUCAUCUUGGCUUUCACAAAUCACCAGUACAGUUACCAAUAUUGCGGGUAUUGCAGAAGAAGGAUCGGUAAAGACACCGGGUGAUUCAGCUAUUGAUGGACAAUAUUACAGUGAGUUAGUUGCAAAGGAUUAUGAAUGGACUUUGGCUUCUGGUUCUGCUACCGAAAAUCAAAUCUUUUAUAUGACUACCAAGACGGGCGGAUUUAUUUUUGUCCAAUUGAUCUACUCUGGUAUUGGUCUUUGGAAGCCCACCGUCUCCUUCACUUGCCGUUUUUACGAUCCCUUGUCCAACAAGAACAAGUUCAAGAACUUUAACCAAGCAUCUGAAUUCACACUUUCCAAAGAUCGUCGUUCUGUCAAGACCGAAUUCUUCAAUGUGACACUGGAUGAAACUCUGAGCAAAUACAAGCUUUCGAUCACACAUCCUGAGUUGAUUGUUGAUUUAGAUUAUGUUCGUAUUGAUAAAGGAUUUAAAGUGGGUGAGGGUAAGACCUUUUUGGGUGGUAAAGAUCAGAAUUCGGCCGCCGGUAUUGUUUCACAUAAAUUCUGGCCUCGUUGUGCUGCUAAAGGCACUGUCAUUAUUGAAAAGCAAUAUUACGAAAUUGAUGCUCAUGGUAUGUUUAUUCAUGCCAUUCAAGGUAUGCAACCUCAAUUGAUCGCAAGCAAGUGGAACUUUAUCGAUUUCCAAGCUGAAAAUGCUGCUCUUUCCAUGAUGCAAUUCACAACAACAAAGCAAUACGGUGGUGUUGAGGUCAAUCAAGGUUCCAUUGUGCUUAAUGAUAAAUUAAUAAGUGUUUGUGUCGAAAAUAACGUGGAGAUGCUCAAUCUCAAAAAGGAUCCCGAAACUGAUUAUGAUAUCCCUCAAAGCGUUCAAUUAUCUUGGAAGGGUAAGACAUUAAAGGAAAAUCCCAAUGAUCAAGUCAAAGACGUCUCAGUUGUGAUGGUUGUUCCUCUUAAGAACUUGAUUGAUAAGAUUGACAUCUUGGCUGAAAUCCCUUGGUUCCUCAAGAAAAUCGUUCAAACCUUUGUUGUCAAACCCUAUGUUUACCAAUGGCUUGAUGAUGCAACCGCCGAAAUCACCAUUGGUGACGAAAAAUAUUCUUGUCCUGGUAAAUGUUAUCAAGAACUUGUCUUUGUAUCUGCUUUUUAAAAUCCCCCCUAAAUCCCUUAUAAUCACCUUUCUCUCUCUCUUUCUCUCUUACAUAAUUUACUAUAAUUCAAUUUUCUCUUUUCAUAAUACUAUUUUGUCCGUGUUUUAUUAUUAUUAUUCUUAAAAAAAAAUG
Molecule: messenger RNA, 1401 nt
Organism: Mucor mucedo
Lineage: Eukaryota; Fungi; Mucoromycota; Mucoromycetes; Mucorales; Mucoraceae
Product: oxidative stress survival, Svf1-like protein
Exons: 3
Coding region: 117-1268 (383 amino acids)
Biological process (GO): response to oxidative stress
Cellular component (GO): cytoplasm
Source: RefSeq, a predicted model, not a curated record